AUGGCAUCCUCUGACAAGCGCAAGGCGGAGGAGGGGUUGGCAGAGCCCUCCGAGACUGCCAAGCGUCCUCGUGUGGACGAGACUGAAGCCGAUGCACCCGCCAAGCUGUCCUUGAAGCUGGAGAUCCUGGAGCGGGCUAAGAGGACCCUGCAGCAGAAGAAGGAGUUUCUGGCUGCAGCCAAGAAGGCACAGGCCGCUGCCGCCGCCGCGGCGAGCACCCCAGCGCCGCGCCAAGAGCAAGCACCUGCAGUUGCGGAGCCAGGAGCUGGCAGGAGCCAGAAGCCGGCUGUGGGUACCGCGGAGGAGGAGGCGCCCGCCGAUGAGGGCGCCUUCUUUGACCCCGAGAUCGGGCACCGUGGCGGUCGGCGCAUGGACCAGCGUCGCCGGGGCGGACUCCAGUUUGUCGAGGAGGGCAAGUUUCAGAAACAGGCCGAGAUCUCCAGGCUCCGGCGCCCCCCCCGGGAGGCCUCGCCCGCCCCGGCUCCGGUGCCCGCUGUGGAGUGGUGGGACGCGCGGCUGCUGACGGACAAGACCAGCUACGGCGCGGCCGCAGAGGGCGAGCCGUCCAUCCGCGAGGAGCGGAUCACGCACCUGAUCGAGCACCCGGUGCUGAUCGACCCGCCCGGCGAGGCCCCAUUGCCGCCGCCCCAGCCCCUCAUGCUCACCAAGAAGGAGAAGAAGAAGAUGCGGACGCAGAACCGGCAGGCGCGCGAGAAGGAGAAGCAGGAGCUGAUCCGUCAGGGCCUGCUGGAGCCGCCGCCGCCCAAGGUGAAGAUCAGCAACCUGUCGCGCGUGCUGGGGGAGGAGGCGGCGGCCGACCCCACCGCCAUCGAGACGGAGGUGCGACGCCAGAUGGGCGAGCGCGCCGCCGCGCACGAGGACCGCAACCUGGCGCGGAAGCUGACGCCGGCCGAGGCGCGGGAGAAGAAGCUGCGCAAGCUGCUGGGAGACCCGGAGGCCGACCCCACCACCUCCGUCUCGCUUUACAAGGUGGGCAGCCUGGCCCGGCCCCAGCUGAAGUUCAAGGUCAGCCUGAACGCGCAGGAGAACCACAUGACGGGCGUGGGUCUGGCUGUGGAGGGCGAGUUCACGCUGGUGGUCGUGGAGGGGCCGCCCAAGGCGCAGCGAAGGUAUGUGAAUGAUUCGGGCACCGUGCUGAAGCCGUCCUUUCGGAAGUUCAGGGUUGAGACGCUGCGGAAUGCUGCUGCAGCAAAGGCCUUCCUGGGGCAGUACAACCUCUCACACUACUGGGACCUGGCUGAGGCAUCCGUGCCAGAGUAG
Auxenochlorella protothecoides is the source of this 1281-nucleotide messenger RNA. RefSeq names its product U4/U6 small nuclear ribonucleoprotein Prp3. The transcript has 4 exons. The record is from RefSeq and is a predicted model, not a curated record. Bases 1 to 1281 code for a protein of 426 amino acids. Gene Ontology annotation, biological process: mRNA splicing, via spliceosome. Gene Ontology annotation, cellular component: U4/U6 x U5 tri-snRNP complex. NCBI's taxonomy places the organism in Eukaryota, Viridiplantae, Chlorophyta, Trebouxiophyceae, Chlorellales, Chlorellaceae.